This is a messenger RNA of Galleria mellonella (greater wax moth), 2039 nucleotides long. RefSeq lists its product as uncharacterized. The transcript has 2 exons. The record is from RefSeq and is a predicted model, not a curated record. Bases 98 to 1720 code for a protein of 540 amino acids. NCBI's taxonomy places the organism in Eukaryota, Metazoa, Arthropoda, Insecta, Lepidoptera, Pyralidae.
AAGUCACAUCCUCGCUAUCAGUAUACACAACACAUUAGCGACGGUUGCAGUAAAAAUAUGAUAUUUGGAAGCUACAUCUACAAAAUAUAGCAUCAAGAUGCGUAAAAAGCUGUAUAUAUAUCUUCUCUUUCUAUUAAUUAUAUCGACAAAUAUUGUUUUUGGUAAUGGUUCUAAUAAGGCAAAGAUAGCAAAACUCAGCCAAGCCAAACACAACAACGUCCGACUAAAUGACCGCAUGAAAAGGUCACUUUACGAUGAGGAUGAAAGGAAUGCAAAGAAAUUGAAUGGAGGACAGAAAUAUUACAAUAACUACAAACUAGCAGAAGAUUAUGAAAAUAAACUCAUGAAAGAAUCUCCAUUUUGGAAGAAUAGAGGUAAGCGUUACGCUCCUACUCAAGAUAAAAUAUAUGACAUUGAAAAUCCAAUUCCAGAUUUCAGCAGUCAUCCUGCCUUUCCUAACAAAUACUGUAAAACUUGUUUUACAUCUAAUGAUAGAUAUGAUGAAGUAAAUGAAAAUGUAAAGUAUAGAAGAGAAGAUAUAGAAGAACCGUUUUGGGGAAACCGUGGUAGGCGUAGUAACGAAGAAAGUGAAGAUUUGUCUCCGGGUCCCUUCUGGGGAAACAGAGGUAAGAAACAAGACGAUGAGCCAUUUUGGGGUACCAGAGGUCGACGACAGGAUGAAUCUCCAUUUUGGGGCAAUAGAGGCAGACGAGACGAUGAACCAUUCUGGGGUAAUAGAGGUAGACGUCAAGAUACUCCUUUUUGGGGAAAUCGUGGAAGAAGAGACACGACGGAGCCGUUCUGGGCUAAUCGGGGUAGAAGAGAAGAAAGUGAGCCGUUUUGGGGUAACAGAGGUCGUAGAAAAGAUUCUGAACCAUUUUGGGGCAAUCGAGGAAGAAGACAAGAAUCGGAACCAUUUUGGGGUAACCGUGGCAGGAGAGUUUCUGACACUUUUUGGGGUAAUCAUGGUCGAGGAAAACAGGAAAUAGAAGAAUCUCUUUUGGAUGCUAUGGAAGAUGUACAAGGAAAUAUAGAAAAUCUAUCGAGAUUAAAAAGUAGUAAUUCACAACCUUCAUUUUGGGCUAAUAGAUCACGAGAUAGUAGGUUGAAAAAUAUGUAUAGUGAAACUGUUAGUGCUCGACUACCACAUUUACCGAAUAUGUACAAUACUAGGCCCACAAUUGACUUGAAAGGAUCCGCACCUGGUACAGUGCAUGAUAACCAAAUGUAUGCAGAAGAACCACAUUAUAUUAUAGUUGAGAGAAGUAGUCGUUCUUCUACAGAGGACGAUCCCUACUUUAUUUCAAGGGGUAAAAAAUAUUCUACUAAAUAUGAUCUAUCCCAAACAGAAAGAGAUAGACGUGGUGCUAUCGAGGAAAUAGUUAAAUCAGUACGAAAUGACCCGUACUACAUAGCCAGAGGUAAAAAGGAUUUAGAAAAUAUUAAAGGCAGUAACUCGACUGAUUUGCAUGACAAAUUCCAAAAAGCCAAGGAACUUAUCUGUUCUACUAUUGAAUUAAUAUCGAUAAAAAAUGGCGGCAAUAAAACAAAAAGGGAAUUGGAUGAUAACGACAGAGACAGGCGCACAAUAUUAAAGAAAUUGGCAGCUCAGCUACAGAUUGAUCCAUAUUAUGUGAGCAGAGGGAAAAAAUCAGAGGAAACGAACACCGAUGAUCACUUGGAGGAUUUUAUCAAUGAAAUUAAUAUAAAAUGCAAUUAGCUUCCCAAAGAGUCAACAUAAGUCUACCACCAAUAUUUAAUCGAUUUUAAAUAUAAAGAGAAUAAUUAUUUAUAUUGUUAUGUCCUAAUUAAAUAGAAAUAGAUUAUAAUGUUUAUAUGUGAAAAAAUUAAAUAAAGUAACAAUUUAUCGAUUGCAUUUUUCUUGUCCAACUUAUAUUGUAGACUAGCUUUUUAAAUGCUACUUCGUACGCGUGGGUUUCAGAAAUAGGAAAACCAAUGAAAUAAAUAGAAAUCCAAAAACUAUUGUUUCGAAACUAUUACUAUUAAGUCAUUCAUAUAUUUUUUUCUUAAAUGUCUCC